This is a messenger RNA of Cotesia congregata, 1245 nucleotides long. The record is from the annotation of a GenBank genome assembly. Lineage: Eukaryota; Metazoa; Arthropoda; Insecta; Hymenoptera; Braconidae.
AUGUUUCGUAUAAAUAAAAAUUUAUGUGAAUAUUCACCUUCGGGUAAAUAUUUAGCAACUGUUUUACAAAAUGAGUUGAUUAUAAAACACGCAAAAACAUUGCAAGAUUAUUUAUUGCUUGAUUUGACAGAUCCAAUUGAGAGUAUCGAGUGGUGUCCAAAUGAUCAGUAUAUUCUCUGUACAAAUUUAAAAAAAGGAGUUAUACAAAUAUUUACAAUAAAACGCAAAGAAUUUAAUUUUAAGUACACUGAAGGAAGUGGAGGAAUAGAAAAAGUUAUUUGGGGACCUGAUUGUAAAUCAAUAAUUAUUAUUUCUGAUUUAAAUAUUUAUCUGUCAAUAAUAACACUGACCGAGCAAACAAUAACCCACAUCUGGAAUAUUAAAUCAUCAGCAAAAUUCUUGGCCAUAAAUAACAAAACAGAAUGCUUAGCAAUUAUUUUAACAACAGAUAAAACAGAUAAAAUAGAAAUAUAUAAAUCAAAGGACUGGAAAUUAUCACGCAGAUUGAUCUGCGAUAAAUUAUUCAGCAUUGACGGGGUAUCAUGGUCACCCAAUGGAGAGUUAUUGGCUAUUUGGUGUUCAAUAAUUGGAAAAUCCCGAAUACUAAUAUACUCAAUGACAACAGAUACACACAUCGGCGUAUUUAAUGUCGAAGGAAAUAAUUUACCUUGCAGUGACACAAUUGAGAAACCAAUUAAAGGAAUUGAGCAAGUUGUUUGGAGUCCCAGUGGACAAAUAUUAGCUAUUGCUGGUUAUAAUGAAACGGUUGCAUUGAUAAAUCAUGUUACUUGGUCCGUAAUUAAUGAAUUGCACUGUAAGCCGGUAAUCAAAGAGGAUGAUAAUUAUCUUGGAAAAAUUUAUAAAGAAAUUGAUAUUACUAGGAGAGAUUGGUCUAAUUAUCUGUCGAAUAAUUUAAUACAUGAUCAACAUAUUAAGUAUACUUUGGAGCAAGUAUUAGACAGACCCAUAAAUAUUCCAAUAGAUAUUGAACCUAAAUAUUGGGACGUGUCUAUUGCAGCAAUUGAUAUUCUGUCAUUUAGUCCAUGUGGAAUUGCAUGGGAGCCGACAAAAACCCGCUUAUUAAUUUUUUCUGAGUCUCCAAUAAUUGUUGAAUGGCAUCCAAUUAAAAAAGUGCAACUAUUUGAAUCUCCGCGAGGGAUGAAAGUUAUUAAUGGCAAAUGGAGUCCCAAUGGCGAGACGAUAGCUUUAUUAGGAUAUAAUAAAACUUCAAUUAUUAAAGUGUAG